UUUCUAUUAUUAUGUGAAAUGUACAAAUGUGUUGAUCAGACAUUAUGAAUGCGUUCUAUCAAAUUAUAAAGUAUUUCGACAUGAACAGCAUUGUUUAACGACAUAAAACUGGGAAACAUUUGUAGUGAAAAAACAACUAUUAUUCGUGAUAGUGUUAAGUGGUGCAAGAGACAAAGGACUGCAGCGAGAGACGCAUAUAGAGAGUUUGCUUUUGGGGAGGAAAGGGAGGGUAAAAUACGUAAAUCGUUCACUAAAUAUAAUAGAUUAAGUAACUUGUAACUUGUUAAGCAGCAACAAUAUGGUCAAAUACACGAAAAUUGGAUCUCCCGAUGAUACUACCAUCAUUCCCCCAGGCGAUUUCAAGCCGAUGACAGCACCAUAUGACCCAAGAUUCCCAAAUACAAACCAGACGAGAUAUUGUUACACUAGCUAUGUGGAUUUCCAUCGUUGCAAAAAACGUCAUAGCGAGGAGUACGAAGCUUGUAAAUAUUUCAAGAAAGUUUACAAGGCGAUGUGCCCCAACUUUUGGAUAGAGAAAUGGGAUGAACAGCUUGAACAGGGAACAUUUCCAGGAAAGAUAUAAUAAAUUGAGGCACUACAUAAUGCUUUUGCCUCUUCCAUUAGUGAUAUUUCUUUCACGAGAACAGGAUUUUGCACUUCUACUUUCCUGUUUGUAAAGUAAUUGAUAUCAAAUAAAUUAAGGAUAGUUUAAUUUC
Messenger RNA from Dufourea novaeangliae, 716 nucleotides. It is a transcript of the gene COX6B, whose product is annotated as cytochrome c oxidase subunit 6b-2. Bases 299 to 583 code for a protein of 94 amino acids. Gene Ontology annotation, cellular component: respiratory chain complex IV; mitochondrion. NCBI's taxonomy places the organism in Eukaryota, Metazoa, Arthropoda, Insecta, Hymenoptera, Halictidae. The transcript is spliced from 2 exons. The record is from RefSeq and is a predicted model, not a curated record.